GACACGCGUCAAUAGCCUUAUUUGCAAGAAUGCAAGCACGAGGCAUUUCACGUGGGUUAGUCAUGCCUGUCUUGUUGUAAGCAAUGAAGGCAGUGUUAAGUAACUUUCCAAAAUAGAAGUUUCCUUUAUGGAAAUACGGUUCUUGAACCAAUGCUAUGGAAGCUUUACCUUCCUGCAUGAGUCGAGAUAAAUUCAUAGUUGCUGUACGUUUAUGUUGGAGAUUGAUUUGUGCUAUUCUAACCAUUGUUGAUUAGAGAACUGUACAUUUCAUCUCCAACACAAAUUGCACAACAACUAGAGGACACCAAGCGAGUUGGGAUGUUAACGCAUUUAGCGAGCCAUAUCAGGUUUAAAUGGGACAUGAUCAUUUGAUUCCCACGAUUUGCGAAGAAAAUAAUGGUCCACUGUGUCAGAGAUUCGCAUAACACAGUAAGGGCAAAACCCAAAAUGCUCCGUGCGCGACUGGCAUAUUUUAGACCCCCCAGUCAUUAAGUCCUCGGCACGGAAUUACACCUGGACUUAGGGUCUCCUACUUUCAGUCGCCUCCUACGACAUGGGAGCAGGACUCCAGUGGCUCAAUUCUAGGCCGGAUACCACACGGCCUCUGGGCAGGUUCAUCUGUACACAUCGAAAUUUUGAUAAUCGAAACUCAACAAAACUUCACCGAACUACCAUCAGCCGAGAGUCUCAGCAAACCUCCAGCCAACAAAAAUUCGGCAAAAUUAAGUGGAUCAUCGGUGAAAAAAAAUCUUUGUGUAGAGUGAACGUUCCGCUGCAUAAUGCAGCAUACUGGGGAGUUCGCCCAACUCUUCCCAGGCUCCGUUCGCCAUUGAGAAUGUUUUAAACCCGCUCAACAAUUUUACCCAUAGCACGGGUCGCAUGACACUAUGGAAUUGGGGUUCUCUGUUUGGUAGAUUUUUACCACUGAAACCGGUAGUCCGUAGUGUAAUUCUUAGCCGGUUGAAACAACCACUACCGACACUACACGGCUUAUCUAGGCUGUUCGGCGAAAGAAGCUGACAUUGAAGAACAGCUUCCAUAUUUAGAUGGGCGAACAGCCGCAGAAGGAAGGAAGGAAGGAUAACGGGAGGAGAGGGAUUUGGGCUAAGCGCUUAUUUAAAGGCGGCGCUGGCUCGCCUUGUCAGGGCUGCUUUAGGGCAUGUGGUGUUUAGGCCUAGAACGUAUAGGGCCCACUACCUCGUCCUACCACACCCGACCCGCAGUCAGCCCUCGCUGCAGGUCCGGGUCGCGAAUCACAACUAGAUGCUAUCGCGAUUAAGCAUUAUCCACCACCUAUGACCCGCCCGGUUGCUUGCAGCUCAGCUUCCCACGUAGCGUUCCUCCACCACCACGGGGCCCGGGAAGCAUCGUAUGGGUCGAGUGCAUGCAACCCAAGGCAAUGCGCAAGCAACGAUACUGGAUUCUCUCCAGUUUGAUGAAGAGUAUUUUCGCAGCGGAGCGGAAACAGAAACACCCGUACUCCAUCACCGACAAUAUCGUUGUUUGGUAUAACCUGAUCAGGUCUCCUGGGUGGGCACCCCACCAUGUUCCAGUUAUUGUUCGUAGAAAAUUGAUCCUUUGUUGACAUUUCUGUUUCAGAUACCUAAUGCGACAUCCCAAAGUACCUUUAGAGUCGAACCAGACCCCGAGAUAUUUAAAUGUGAAAACCUGAUUGAUCGUUGCAUCCAUUAAUAGAAGCUGGAGUUGCGCCGGCUCACGCUUGCUAGAAAAAUCAACCAACUCAGUUUUCUCCGUGGAGAACUCAAUACCCAGCUGAAGAGCCCAAGCAGACAAAUUGUCCAAGGUAUCUUGUAAUGGUCCUUGCAAGUCGGCAGCUUUGGCCCCUGUAACAGAGACCACCCCGUCGUCUGCAAGUUGCCUUAGCGUGCAUGAAUUGGCAAGACAAUCGUCAAUGUCAUUCACGUAAAAAUUGUAGAGUAGGGGACUUAGACAUGAGCCCUGGGGAAGACCCAUGUAACUAAAUCGCGAUGUUGUUAAAUCGCCAUGCGAAAAGUGCAUGUGCUUUUCAGACAACAGGUUUAGCAAAAAGUUAUUUAAAAUUGGUGAAAGACCAUGCUGGUGCAGCUUCUCUGACAGAAUAUUGAUAGAAACUGAAUCAAAAGCCCCCUUAAUAUCCAAGAAGACUGAUGCCAUCUGCUCUUUGUUAGCAUAGGCCAUUUGGAUUUCUGUAGAAAGCAACGCAAGGCAAUCGUUCGUCCCUUUGCCUUUGCGAAAGCCAAAUUGUGUAUUUGAAAGUAAGCCAUUUGCUUCAACCCAAUUGUCGAGGCGAAGCAAGAUCAUUUUCUCGAACAACUUCCUAAUACAGGACAGCAUUGCAAUCGGUCGAUACGAGUUGUGGUCGGAGGCUGGUUUUCCUGGUUUUUGAAUGGCGAUGACCUUCACUUGCCUCCAGUCAUGAGGGACAAUGUUACCCUCAAGAAACUUGUUAAAUAAGUUCAGCAAGCGCCUUUUUGCAGUGUCAGGCAGAUUCUUCAGCAAGUUGAAUUUGAUUCUGUCUAACCCUGGGGCGUUAUUGUUGCAUGAUAAGAGAGCAAGUGAGAACUCCACCAUCGAAAACGGUGUUUCGUUCGCGGUAUCGUGAGGAGACGCGGCGCGGUACGUUUUCUGUACCUGGACAGAGUCCGGACAGAUCUUCUUGGCGAAAGCGAAUAUCCAACGGUUUGAAUAUUCCACGUUCUCGUUGGUACUGUUUUGGCUACGCAUACGUAGAGCCGUACCCCAAAGAGUGCUCAUCGCUGUUUCUCUCGUUAACCCGUCGACGAACCGGCGCUAAUAACUGCGUUUUUUGGCUUUCAUUAAACUCUUCAUUCGCCUUUCUAGCGACGCGUACUGCUGAUAGCUAGCGGGUAACCCGUCUUCCCGGAAGGCCUUAUAUGCAGUAGACUUCUCCGCGUACAGCUCUGAGCACUCUUUAUCCCACCACAGGGUGGGAGACCGUCCAUGGGUAUUCGCGCUGGGUACUGGUUUAGUCUGAGCUUGAUUCGCACUGUCGAGAAUCAAGCCAGCCAAAAACCUGUACUCUUCCUCCGGAGGAAGCUCUUGGGUGGAUUCGAUUUUAACGGAUAUCGCGGUCGCGUAACUCUUCCAAUCAAUAUUCCGUGUGAGGUCAUACGAGACAGUGAUUGUUUCCGAUGGUCUUGAACCGUUAGCAAUUGAAAUUACGAUAGGCAAAUGAUCGCUACCGUGGGGAUCAGGGAUCACCUUCCACAUGCAAUCUAACUGUAGCGAUGUCGAGCAUAGUGAUAAAUCCAACGCGCUCGCGCGUGUUGGUGGUGUAGGAAUCCGCGUCAUUUCUCCCGUGUUUAAGAUGGUCAUGUUGAAAUUGUCGCAAAGAUCUUGGAUUAAUGUCGAUCUAUUAUCAUCAUGAAGACAACUCCAUACCGUACCGUGCGAGUUAAAGUCUCCUAGAACUAUCCGCGGUGCCGGUAAGGAUUCCGUGAUAUUACAAAGCGUUCGGUGCCUUACCGAGGCUCUAGGAGGAAUGUAGAUGGAAGCAAUGCAAAGGUCUUCGCCUUUGAUUAGAACUUGACAAGCGACAAUUUCAAUGCCUGGUGUCGAAGGGAGGUUAAUUCGGUUGAAAGAAUAGCAUUUUUUAAUUCCCAAAAGUACUCCUCCGUAAGGGUUUUCUCGAUCCAGACGAAUUAUAUUAAAGUCGUGGAAAUUGAUAUUUAUAUCCGGAGUUAACCAAGUUUCACACAAUGCGAAAACAUCACAUUUUAAACUGUUUAGUAAAAAUUUGAAGGAAUCGCUUUUCGGGAGGCUAGAUUUCUCCUCUUCCUGGAUUCCCCUGGGUUAACCAAAGAUGUUCCCUCUCGUGGGUCGUCAGAUUCUUGCUCAACGUUAGCCAAACCAGCAUAGGGAUUUUCGGACAGGACAGAUGGCGAAGCAUUCUUUAGCAUUUCUGCAUAAGAACGUCUCGAGUGUUCCUUAAGGGAGCGCUUAAUUUUAUCCCCGCGCUGCUUGUACGCAGGGCAUGAUUUAAGAGCAUGUGAAGGGCCCCCGCAGCAAAUACACUUUUCAGUUUCUUUGUCACAAGAGUCAUCCUCAUGCUCUCCUUCGCAUUUGCCGCAUCGUUUCUUAUUUCCACAAUAUGUGGCUGUGUGGCCCAACUGCUUGCAAUUGCUGCAGCUCAUGACCCGCGGUACAAACAGGCGAACUGGUAGGCGAACCUUGUCAAGGAGGAUGUAAUUGGGAAGAGAGGACCCGGCGAAUGUCACCCGAAGCGAGCCUGAUAGAGAGUAGGUAGUCUUACCUCCCUCGGUGUUUGCGGUAUACAAUUGUUUGCAUUCCAAGAUCUUAAUCUGUUCAAGUGAGGGGGACCACGCACAUUUCUAAAUUUUUCAUAAGAGGUUUUUCUAAUCCGAAAGAGGCAAAUGACCUUAAGGUUAAAACCUCUAUAUGCGAAAUAAAAAAAUUGUUUGAAACCACUUAUGCGCGUAAAGGGCACAAAACCUACAACUAAACUAUUUAUGGAGAUGCGUUUCGAGUUCGAAAACAAAAUUUGUGCUUCUGAUUUAAUUGGUAUGAAAGCUGUAAAAUAUUCGUAUUUAAGCGCAACGAAAACUCAAAUCGAGUGUUCCAAUUAUUGCCCUUGUGGCGAUCACGUGUAUCAGAAGUCAAAAUAACUUCCAAAUUCGGUAAUUCAAGUUCCCUGUUGCAAAUAUGUGUUCACUUCCUCUAUUCCGUAGGAGGAAGAAUGAACACUAGGCGGCUAAAACGUACUAUCCGCUCGCGCACGCACGUUUUCUCUUUCCCAAUCUGUCUCACGAUUGCACAAACUAGAGCAAGUGGUUGAGUUUCGGUCGCCGAACGGACCUCGUUGUCGUUGUCUUAUCAACCGCCUGACCAGUAAAAACUAUGUGAACGCAAGUGAGGGUAUUGGCGCGUAAUGGUAUGGUGCAAAUGUUUCGAGAGGGAAUGAGAUAGCGAUUCAGAAUCAAUUGUCCAAGAAGUUCGUUUUUCGAAAUACGAGUUUUACUUCGGUAAAAUUACGUACUUCCGGGUAUCUAGAACCAAAAAUCGUUUAUCUGAGGGUUUUAGGAAUAGCUUCUCAUCCAUUUCAAUCUAGACCGUGAAAGAGGUUAGAGUGCGUGUUUCUUGAUUUUGUCCCGCGGUGUGUCGAAUGGUUUGUCCAGUUAAAAUAUGAGAUGUCUUUAAAAUUUAGUAUUUUUUUUGCUAUUAGGUGUUGCGUUAAAGUCUAGAAGUAGGAAGUGCGGAUAAUUCGUGUGCGUUAGCUGAAAAUUAAAAAGUCGUGCGACGGCUUUUAUUCUACCGUUUAGAUUGGCACUAUUCAUCGGCCCGCCACACCGCCCUUCGCCCACCGACGCGCUCUAGACCCACGCGCUAGUUUGGAAGAUUCUGCCGCUACAACCAAAUAAGGCAGAAGUGCGACGGUUUUACAUCGUUUGCUCAACUGAGCUGCACGUCACGACCAUCCGGUGUGUACGUAAUUUGUUGCUGGCAGCGUGUCCGGCGUACCGACAGUGCCAGCAGUUAUCCAUCCUGUACGCAGAGGAACAUCUGUAAUCGUCCGGUACAUCCUUAAUCGCCGCCUGCGCAGAUUCAUCACCGCCGGUGUAGAUACAUCACCGCCACCGCAUCGCCGCAUCGGGACAGUCUUCGCAGUAGUGCGAAUGUGAGUGGGCAAGCAACGAAAAAGACUGUAAGUAGCACUAUAAAUCCAUGCGCAUGGUUCGUUAAAGUUUAGCCGAUACACGCACCCGGCAAACUAAAGUUCGGCCACAUUAUGGCACAAUAGCCCGGUAGUAAAUAGCGAUCGCUCCCCCGCACACAGUAGGGUACAAAACGAAUAUAGGCAACACCAUGUUAGAAAAUCCUAGGUUAAGUUUAUGAAAAUGCUAGAGAAUUAAAAUAUACCUAAUUAUGUUAAUUGUUGUUUCGGUAAAUCAUGUUGAGGUUAAAACUGUUGUGGUAGUCAUGUUCCCAUAGAGUUUACUGAUUUGAAGAGGUAUCUCAUGUUUCGCGUCGUGUUAGUUUUGUAGUUUUUUGCGAUCUUUACUCCAAGUGGGCUACUUGGGAAUCUUAGCCCCACCACUCGAGUCUCUUUUCAGUUUAGUUAUUUGGGUUUUGAGGCAUUCUUCCAGUGAUGAGACAAUACGAGUGGUGUUCUUAGGUAUUUUGGGAUAGGAAGGUGAACUUCUCUGGGUUUAUUCGGGUAAUUUGAUGCAUGAAACUGAGGACCUCUCGAUUCAGUUGCAUCUGCUAGGUCGUUCCUCUAAACCUUCACUAUAUCGACCCGCCCUGAGGCUGGGUUUCUGGUCGGGCAACCCUAAAGCACGACAAGUGGUCCUCGAAAGAGGUGGCGCUUAAGCCAUUUGUUCGGAAAGGUGGGACGAUUGGGCAGAUUGAAUCCGUAGCAACGUCGUGCGCGCUACAUUUUGGCGCCCAACGUGGGGCCACGUUAUUGGGAAAUUUCUGGAAGUUAAAAUUUUUCUGGAGUAGGUUUCUAUUUAGGUAAAUGAUAAGGUUCAAGUUUUUUUUUCUGGUCUUUAUUUAUCUAUACAUAUAUCUUUACAGAUUUCUCUGAUUGCCAAUUUUUCAUAUUUAUGGUACAGUUCGGAUACUUGAGUGUUGUGAAGGUCUUAGUUGUAGUUUGUGUUUAGUUGUUCGGAUAUUUUGUGUUACUGUGUUUUAAUUUUAUGGGAAGUUCGAACAUUCAUCAUGGUGAAUAAAUUCCCUAACGCGUACCACCUGACAAACGAUGAGGUGGAUUAUGAAUUGAUAAUUCGGGGUAGAUUAGAGGAGACAGGAUGGGAUCUGGAGGCCAAAUGUCAAAUUUUAGGGAAACUUUUUCGAAACGAUGGCCGAAGGAAUCGGGACUACCCUUCCCAUAAUUCAUUAUACAAGGAAUACGACUAUAUUUUGGCGAAGGUGGAUUUUUUUGGAAGGAUGUUGGAUCGAUUUCCUGAUGAAAGGGUUGUUUCUCGCCUCAAGCAUUAUUUGAUGAGAGUGGCGAGAAGCAAAACACCCGAUGUUACGUCGGUAAGAAUGCAAAGUGAUCUCAUGAACUACAUUCGCUCAAUCAUAGAUGGGUCUGACGAAAAGAGGAGUCCCAUUAAGCAGAGUAAGAAGGGUGUUUCAGAAAUACGAACAGAACGCGAACGACCGUUGGUACACAAUGCUUACGCGGUAGAUGUCGAAAUGUCAGAGGGCAAAGAGUGGGAGUUUUCGGACGAUUCGCGGUUAGAGCCUUUAUUUUUCCAAUCGCUUGACCCGUCUGCAGAGGAAACUCGACAGCAAUUUAGUCAAAGGCAGUUGUUGGACCGGAUAGCUGAACUAGAGCUUGAGAUCGCGGAAGCGAACAGAGCAAAUGAGGGGAUUCACUUGGAUACAGUGCCAAAUGGGGAAGGCAGUACUUAUGAGCAUAGUCCCGCUGAUGAACUAUGUGAAACUUGUUCUAUAAAGUUUGGGGGGCAGGAAAUCUGUUCGCGUAUCGUUUUGGAUGGUAAAGCGGAUGUCCUGCUACAAUCUGAGGUCAAGGAUAGCCUGAACGUCAAUAUUACUGGGGCACGAGACGGUUUGACAUUACAAGUCAGUCCGGUGGAAAGUAUGAGUGAAAACAUUGUAGGCGAAAAUGGGUUUCGGAGAAUUGCCGACAAAAAUUCGUCUGAAAGUGGCAAGGAAUCUGUCGAACGGUUGUCUGUACGUUCGACUGAUGAAAUCGUCGAACCGCGAAGGACGUUACUAGAGAUGACGAAGAUCGACCGAGAUUUUGGAAAACAGGACAGAGUUCCAUCGAUAGUUGUGAUCGAGUCAUGUCCAAUACGACGACGAAGGGUUUUGGUCUCAGACGGUCGUGCGUUCUGCCGCCUUCGAGAUUCACUCGCUACUGAGGAUGUUCAGUCGAGAAACCAGAAAACGUUCUACAAAAAGUCUGGCAAUGCUAAUUAUGUCAUCAACCCUGGGAAAGAAAGGACUCCUGUGAACAAUUUGGAGCAAUCGGGCAAAGGAAAAGUUCAUGUUUUUGCGUUAGCAUUUAAAUACGUGCUGGCUGAUGCAAAGUGGGUUAAGGGAGCACAUUGCUACGACAUUGAGGAUUUGAGUGGGAAGCGGCCUACGAUACUCAACUUCAAAUACCGCAGAAAACUCUACCCACCCAAUUCCUCCCUCUCUCCCACUUAAGAGAAUUAAAAAAAUUCGAGCUAUGUAUCUCUCAUUUGUUGAGUAGAGACAAUUGCACCAUGAUGCGAAAGCUCUGGUUGCGGAAAAUACUGUUCCACCGUUUGUAAGGCUCUGCACUGUUCUUAGCACAGCUGCAGCCCCCACAACAACUUUAAUUUACUGGGGGAUCCUUGAAAUCUGGUUGGAAACAGUUAAUUUGAUUUCGGGAAAUAAGCUUCGUUCCCCCUCACUAGUUACUACUGCACGUAUAGCUAUCCCCUCGACCAGAAGUCAGAGAGAGUUCACGGCGCAAGCCUGAACGAUGAUCUACCAAACCAGAAACUCCGAGCCAAAGUGGCGUUGAAGAGGAGUACCUGUAAUGGGAAACACACCGCGAGUCCAAGACUGGGGAUGCUUGGAUGAUGACCGUGCAAGACUCGGAGGACUUUCCUGUGUAAGGUCGAUGACGAGCAAACCCGAGUGAAUCGAGCUGGCAGUAUCAACUAGGAAGAGGGAAAGUUGCGUAUUUUUCAAAAGGGAAUCCACGAGGAACAUUAUUCGAACAGGUUGGCCUGCCUGUCGACAGAGGAGUCGAUAUCUUCCCCGGGGCCGAGACUAAGACGAAUAGGGUGUUGUGCUAAUCACAAUCACCCACCCUCCCCCGUAUUGCUGUAAAUAAUUCCCGUUCGGAUUAAAUGAUGUUAGUGUUUUUACAACUACAUCGAGUCUUAUGAACUAAAUUAAUACCUAACGCUAACAUAUAUUGAAAUUUAC
Messenger RNA from Topomyia yanbarensis, 8916 nucleotides. RefSeq lists its product as uncharacterized. The transcript is spliced from 2 exons. Lineage: Eukaryota; Metazoa; Arthropoda; Insecta; Diptera; Culicidae. The coding region runs from base 6703 to 8163 and encodes 486 amino acids. The record is from RefSeq and is a predicted model, not a curated record.